This is a messenger RNA of Malassezia sympodialis ATCC 42132, 1218 nucleotides long. RefSeq lists its product as uncharacterized. The record is from RefSeq and is a predicted model, not a curated record. Gene Ontology annotation, biological process: protein folding. Gene Ontology annotation, molecular function: protein disulfide isomerase activity. NCBI's taxonomy places the organism in Eukaryota, Fungi, Basidiomycota, Malasseziomycetes, Malasseziales, Malasseziaceae. Gene Ontology annotation, cellular component: endoplasmic reticulum.
AUGCGGGGAGCGUGGCUGUUUAGUGUUGUACUGGUGCUGCUGCUGGCAGUUGUCCAUGCAUCGAAUGUGCUGGAUCUGACUGAGACCAAAGACUUCGACAGCGUCGUCGGCAAGUCGACCGGCGUGCUGGUGGAGUUCUUCGCACCGUGGUGCGGUCACUGCAAGCGCCUCGCGCCAGAGUACGAGAAGCUCGCGGAUGCCUUUGCAGGCAAGAAGGACAAGGUGAUUAUUGCCAAGGUAGAUGGUGACAAGAACCGCGACCUGGCGAACCGUAUCAACCUGCAAGGCUUCCCGACGAUCAAGUACUUCCCCCCGUACUCGGAGAUUGGCAUUGACUACGAAAACGAACGCACGGCCGAGGCACUUGCAGCCUUUGUGACUGAGAAAAGCAGAAUUCAGGGCAACAUUGAGCCGCCUUCAGAGCCGCAAGUCGUCGAGCUGACUGCCGAGACAUUCGACGAGGUCGUCAUGGAUCCGAAGCUGGACGUGCUCGUCGAGUUCUACGCGCCGUGGUGCGGCUUCUGCAAGCGCCUCGCGCCGCUCUAUGAGCAGGUUGCGCAGGUGUUUGAGCGUGAUCCUGAGUGUGUCGUGGCGCGCAUCGACGUCAACGACCCGGCGAACGAGAGCAUCAAGAAGCGCUUCCAGGUGUCGUCGUACCCGACACUCAGCUUUUUCCCUGCCGGGUCGGACGACAAGUGGCCGCGCCCCUACCUCAAGGAGCGUACGCUCGAGGACUUUGUCGCGUUCAUGAACGAAAAGUGCGGCACGUUCCGCAACUCGGACGGCACGCUCACCGCCCUGGCGGGCCGUCUGCCCGCCUUGGACGGUCUUGCCUCGCGCUUCUACAAAGCUGGCGACUCGGCCCGGGCCCUGCUCCUCGACGAGACGAAGAAGUACGUGGAGGAUAUGCGUGCCAACGUUGUGGCUCCUGCGAAGCUUGCGGCCGCCAACUACUACACUCGCGUCAUGGACCGUGCCUCGCGCGACGGCCCGGACUAUGUGCAGCGCGAGAGUAAGCGCCUCGCCAAGCUGCUCAGGAAGCAUGCCGAUGGUGUCUCGACACUGGCGGCUGAGAAGGUCGACGAGAUCACGCGCAAGAGCAACGUGCUUGCGGCCUUCGUCAACGAGAAGAUCGGCCAGGCAGCCGAACGCGCCUCUAGCUCGGUCUUCGCGUCCCAGACGCCAUCGGCCGAAUCGGCCGCCCACGACGAGCUAUAG